UUGUUAUACGGUUACAUCAAUCGAGUUCUUCAUGCUGUUUUUUCGUUUAGACUUUUUAAAUCCAUCCUUGCUAACGUGUCUUACUUUAAAACUUCUGCUUUUGAGCUAAAUUUGGAUUUACGGUGUUUUAAACAUGGAUUGUCGGACUGUCUUGUGGCUUGUUUGUGAUAUCAUAAUGAAGCAUAUGAAACGAUACAUAAUAAUGACAAUCAAGUAUAUUUCUCAGCUAAAAGUCCGUCAUGUCACUAAAAACAAUGCCAGUGCUGUUUUUCAACUUGGGGGGAGAGAUGUUGUACAUUCUAGACCAGAGAUUACAAGCUCAGAAGAUUUCCAGUGAGAAAUGCUCGAAAGUAAUCAACGACAUUAUAAGGACCAUGAUCGCUAGUUCUUUUGUUGAGGAACUCUUUAAACAUCAGGUGAUAUACAGCCGAAGAGCAAUGCGAGCAGUAUUCGACAGAUUAGCACACUCCUCAAUAAUGCGGCUUAACGCCAACAGUAUGGACAAGCUAUUCGACCUCAUGACCAUGGCUGUCAAAUACCAGGUAUCAUUGUGCCAAAGACCACAAGAGAUAUUGUUUGCGACAUUUAACCACUUGGACGCCCUGAUAAAGUACUCCGCAAACGACCCAGAACUGAACGCCAGAACGGUGGCCCUGUUCAAACAGUUUGUUGCUCAGUACUCACAACUCACACCCGGACAGUUCCAACUCCUCAGAGCAACUCUUCUAUCUUAUUUCCAGGAUCAACAUGUGAGAGUGUCUAUAUUUCUUAAAGAUGGCCUACAGAACGAUAAAGGACGAUUUGUGCUGCCUCUUGUUGGGACCGUACCACUGGGUAUCGAGGUACCAGGAGCAAUUAGAAUACACAGGGACCCCGCGAGUACAGUUAACUUCAAAUGUUUGGGAACGUACCAGUCUUUCAACAAGAUACCCUCGUUAGAGGUAGCAGGAAUCAGGGCAACUAAACUGGGACUCAAUAUCUACUCAACCAGCACUUCCAGUUCUAAUAAUAAACAGCAGAAUGACAAAGCUGAGAUAGUACCCCCUGUUGAUAGUAAGGAAGGAGUGGAAGGUAAAGGGGAACUCUCCCUGCUUGCUAAUCUACUCGGAACCACCUCGCCCCCCGCUAGUGGAACAUUAAAGAUAGACCUGUUUAACGACCAUUAUUUGGACAUGGAGCCGGCUAAAGACGCCUCCUCAGCGCCCCUUACUAAGUCUGAAAGUGGGGGUAUUAGGAUUGAUGUGAAGAGGGGGGAUAGGAGCACGCUGCUCAACAUCGCCAACGAUUUCGGUGAAAUGAGCGUGAAUAACGAAGACAAUGUCAGUAAAGGAGAAGACUUGCUCUCUCUAAUGGACACUCUUGAUUCUGACUAGAAAUACGGUGUUAACUUUAGGGAACUUAAGAGUGAACUUCAGUUUGAGUUACGAUUUCAUUUAUGUGAAGAUCGUGAAGAGUCAGUCUCUGAAAAUUCUAGAUCCAAUUUUGUUUACUAGACUGCGACAAUUUUGUUUACAGAGUUACACUUUAACUGGAGUGAACUGCAAAAUUUGGAAGAAAGUCAUCAUUAUAAUAAUAUGCCAACGAUUGGAACGAUUUCGGCGUUUUUUCAUACGCUACAAAGAAAAGAUGUUAUGAAGGGUUGAUUAAAUUAUUUUUCUUUUUCGAUGAACAUGAAUGGUC
Bolinopsis microptera is the source of this 1680-nucleotide messenger RNA. RefSeq names its product protein OSCP1-like. The coding region runs from base 240 to 1373 and encodes 377 amino acids. Gene Ontology annotation, biological process: transport. Gene Ontology annotation, cellular component: cytoplasm; plasma membrane. The transcript has 7 exons. NCBI's taxonomy places the organism in Eukaryota, Metazoa, Ctenophora, Tentaculata, Lobata, Bolinopsidae. The record is from RefSeq and is a predicted model, not a curated record.